Hibiscus syriacus is the source of this 806-nucleotide messenger RNA. RefSeq names its product secoisolariciresinol dehydrogenase-like. Gene Ontology annotation, molecular function: oxidoreductase activity, acting on the CH-OH group of donors, NAD or NADP as acceptor. The coding region runs from base 1 to 798 and encodes 265 amino acids. The transcript has 2 exons. The record is from RefSeq and is a predicted model, not a curated record. NCBI's taxonomy places the organism in Eukaryota, Viridiplantae, Streptophyta, Magnoliopsida, Malvales, Malvaceae.
AUGGGGCUAGAAGGUAAAGUGGCAUUAAUAACAGGUGGAGCCAGUGGCAUUGGCGGGAGCACAGCUCGACUUUUUGUUCAACACGGAGCCAAAGUUGUGAUUGCAGACGUUCAAGAUGAUCACGGAAGCUCAAUUAGUGAACAACUUGGCGGCCAUGAAACCAUCUCCUAUGUUCACUGUGAUGUUACAUGCGAUUCCGAUGUUCGAAACGCCGUCGAUUUAGCUGUUUCAGAGUACGGGAAGCUCGACAUCAUGUUCAACAAUGCCGGGGUAGGCGGUUUGGAGACCAGUAUUCUUGAUUCAAGCAAAGAAAAAUUCAAGAACGUUAUGGGUAUCAAUUUGUACGGUGGAUUCUUAGGCGCUAAACAUGCCGCCAGGGUCAUGAUCCCGGCGAAGAAAGGCUGCAUUCUCUUCACCGCUAGAGUGUUGUCGGUGUUGGGCGGUUUCUCCGAGCAUGCGUACGUGGCGUCGAAGCAUGCGGUGGUGGGGUUGGCUAAGAGUUUGUGUGUGGAGAUGGCGCAGUAUGGGAUAAGGGUUAAUUGCAUUUCACCGUAUGCAGUCGCAACACCGUUGUUGACGAACGGGACCGGGAUAGAGAAAGAAGAGCUCGAAAGCUUGGUUUCGGAGGCCGGUAACUUGAAAGGGAAGAUUUUGGAGGUGGAAGACGUGGCGGCAGCGGCAUUGUAUUUAGCCGGUGACGAGUCCAAGUAUUUGAGCGGCGUCAAUUUGAUGGUGGAUGGAGGGUAUAGCAUCACUAACCCUUCGUUGCCAAUGGCAGCCAAAAGCUUUAUGUCUUAAUUUCUGGU